Lontra canadensis (Northern American river otter) is the source of this 1914-nucleotide messenger RNA. RefSeq names its product phosphate regulating endopeptidase homolog X-linked (gene PHEX). Gene Ontology annotation, molecular function: metalloendopeptidase activity. Gene Ontology annotation, cellular component: plasma membrane. NCBI's taxonomy places the organism in Eukaryota, Metazoa, Chordata, Mammalia, Carnivora, Mustelidae. The annotation marks the transcript as partial. The record is from RefSeq and is a predicted model, not a curated record. Gene Ontology annotation, biological process: protein processing. The transcript has 14 exons.
UUUGUCUGGUCAGGGGGAAAGCCAAGGCAACCAAUAUUUGGGGUUUCUUUUAUUUCAUUUGUGGAGAAAUAUUUGAGAAAGGGUGGCGAGGGAAGAUUUCCUGACUGGACUUCUUCAGCUGUCUAUUAGUAGAAGAACAAGAGGACCUUGGAUGUCAACGCCUAACAGACUCUUGAGACCAGCCACCAGACCACAAAAAGUGACUUUCUCUUUGCGUGGCCUCUGCGUCCCUCCUGAUGGAGGCAGAAAUGGGGAGCAGCACGGAGACUGGAAAGACCGCCAACAGAGGCACUCGAAUCGCUCUGGCUGUGUUCAUUGGCGGCACCCUCGUGCUGGGUACGAUCCUCUUUCUAGUGAGUCAAGGUUUCUUAAGUCUCCAAGCUAAGCAGGAGUACUGCCUGAAGCCAGAAUGCAUCGAAGCUGCUGCUGCCAUCUUGAGUAAAGUAAAUUUCUCUGUGGACCCUUGUGAUAAUUUCUUCCGGUUUGCUUGUGAUGGCUGGAUAAACAGUAAUCCGAUUCCUGAAGAUAUGCCAAGCUAUGGGGUUUACCCUUGGCUGAGACAUAACGUGGACCUCAAGUUGAAGGCCCUUUUGGAGAAAUCUAUCAGUAGAAGGCGGGACACCGAAGCCAUACAGAAAGCCAAAAUCCUUUAUUCAUCUUGCAUGAAUGAGAAAGCGAUCGAAAAAGCAGAUGCCAAACCAUUGCUACACAUCCUGCGACAUUCCCCUUUCCGCUGGCCUGUGCUCGAAUCUAACAUUGGUCCCGAAGGUAUUUGGUCAGAGAGGAAGUUCAGUCUCUUGCAUACCCUUGCAACGUUUCGUGGUCAAUACAGCAAUUCUGUGUUCAUCCGGUUGUAUGUGUCCCCUGACGACAAGGUGUCCAACGAGCACAUUUUGAAGCUGGACCAAGCAACUCUCUCCCUAGCCGUGAGGGAAGACUACUUGGAUAAUACCACAGAAGCCAAGUCUUAUCGGGAUGCCCUUUACAAGUUCAUGGUGGACACGGCUGUGCUUUUGGGAGCUAAUAGCUCCCGAGCGGAGCAUGACAUGAAGUCAGUGCUUAGAUUGGAAAUUAAGAUAGCCGAGAUAAUGAUUCCACAUGAAAACCGAACCAGCGAGGCCAUGUACAACAAAAUGAACAUUUCCCAGCUGAGUGCUAUGAUUCCCCAGUUUGACUGGCUGGGCUACAUCAAGAAGGUCAUCGAUGUGAAACUCUACCCUGGCCUGAAAGACAUUGGCCCCUCAGAGAACGUGGUCGUCCGUGUACCACAGUACUUUAAGGAUUUGUUUAGGAUAUUGGGCUCUGAGAGGAAGAAGACCAUUGCCAACUAUUUGGUGUGGAGGAUGGUUUAUUCCAGAAUUCCAAACCUUAGCAGGCGCUUUCAGUAUAGGUGGCUUGAAUUCUCACGGGUAAUUCAGGGAACCACAACUCUAUUGCCUCAAUGGGACAAAUGUGUAAACUUUAUUGAAAGUGCCCUCCCUUAUGUUGUUGGGAAAAUGUUUGUGGAUGUGCACUUCCAGGAAGACAAAAAGGAGAUGAUGGAGGAACUGGUUGAGGGCAUUCGCUGGGCCUUUAUUGACAUGCUGGAGAAAGAAAAUGAGUGGAUGGAUGCAGGGACGAAAAGGAAAGCCAAGGAAAAGGCAAGAGCUGUUUUGGCAAAAGUUGGCUAUCCUGAGUUUAUAAUGAAUGACACUUAUGUUAAUGAAGACCUGAAGGCAGUAAGUGCUAAAUAUACUGUAUUUUUGUUUUUUGGCAACUUUUACUGGCCUCAUGCCUUUCAGCUAACCCAAGCCCAAGCACUUAGACUGGCCAGUGGAGAACUGGACUACGGGCUAAAGUCAGAGUUCCAGCUGGCCUCUAUUUACUUAGGAGCAUUGGAUCUCGGUACUUCUUCAGAGAAGGUCAGUGUUUCUG